CGGCUGCAUUCUGGGAGUUUGACCCCCGCCAGCGCCAACGCCGCCAACGCCGCCGCCGCCAACGCCAGCCGCCGCCAUGGGCGCCGUGACCGACGACGAAGUCAUACGAAAGCGUCUCCUGAUUGAUGGAGAUGGUGCUGGAGAUGACCGGAGAAUUAAUCUGCUUGUGAAAAGUUUCAUUAAAUGGUGCAAUUCUGGAUCCCAGGAAGAAGGAUAUAGCCAGUAUCAACGUAUGCUAAGUACAUUGUCCCAAUGUGAAUUUUCAAUGGGCAAAACACUGCUGGUAUAUGAUAUGAAUCUCAGGGAAAUGGAAAAUUAUGAAAAAAUUUACAAGGAAAUAGAAUGUAGCAUUGCUGGAGCACAUGAAAAAAUUGCUGAGUGCAAAAAGCAGAUUCUUCAAGCAAAACGAAUACGGAAAAACCGCCAAGAAUAUGAUGCUUUGGCGAAAGUGAUCCAGCAUCACCCAGACAGACAUGAAACACUGAAGGAACUUGAAGCUCUGGGAAAAGAAUUAGAGCAUCUUUCACACAUUAAAGAAAGUGUUGAAGAUAAGCUGGAAUUGAGACGGAAACAAUUUCAUGUUCUUCUUAGUACCAUCCAUGAACUGCAGCAAACACUGGAAAAUGAUGAAAAGCUCUCAGAAGUGGAAGAAGCUCAAGGAACAAGCAUGGAAACAGAUCCUAAACCAUGAUCAUUCACCAUUCCCACAAAUAUUGAAAUAGUAAUAUGAUCUUAGUGUGUUAGAAUUUGUUGUGCUCUUUUGAGAUAGUCUUGGUAGUAAGCUACUUACUUCACUUUUUAAUUAAUGCACAGGUCAUAUUCCUUUACAUGGAGAAAAAUUAGUAUAGACGUAUUGUUAAGGUACUGCCUUUUUUGUUAAAUAUGAAGGUUAGAACAGUAUUCAAAUAUAAUAAAAUACUAUCAAAUCAAAUAUCAUUGUGCUUAUUAGUAUUUAAGGUAGUCUUUAAUGGGUAGCACUAAUUUAUUUACAAAAUAAGUCGAAGACUAAAGGUGGUAUUUUGGGGUAUGCAUGAGAAAA
This is a messenger RNA of Sorex fumeus (smoky shrew), 1039 nucleotides long. It is a transcript of the gene THOC7, whose product is annotated as THO complex subunit 7. The record is from RefSeq and is a predicted model, not a curated record. The coding region runs from base 77 to 691 and encodes 204 amino acids. Lineage: Eukaryota; Metazoa; Chordata; Mammalia; Eulipotyphla; Soricidae. The transcript has 8 exons. Gene Ontology annotation, biological process: mRNA export from nucleus; mRNA processing. Gene Ontology annotation, cellular component: THO complex part of transcription export complex.